This is a messenger RNA of Cynocephalus volans (Philippine flying lemur), 1748 nucleotides long. RefSeq names its product carbonic anhydrase 2 (gene CA2). Gene Ontology annotation, cellular component: apical part of cell; plasma membrane. NCBI's taxonomy places the organism in Eukaryota, Metazoa, Chordata, Mammalia, Dermoptera, Cynocephalidae. The record is from RefSeq and is a predicted model, not a curated record. Gene Ontology annotation, molecular function: zinc ion binding; carbonate dehydratase activity. The transcript has 7 exons. The coding region runs from base 425 to 1207 and encodes 260 amino acids. Gene Ontology annotation, biological process: regulation of intracellular pH; carbon dioxide transport.
GCGGACACUCUGCAGCCCCAGUCGGACGGAAGAGACGGAAGAGCCUGGGCCGCGACCACCACGCACCGAGAACUCGGAGCCUCGCCGUCCGCCCGAGGUCCCGGGGCCCUGGCCGCGGGCCGAGGGGAGCCGGGCUGCUGAAGGGGAGCUCCGAGCUCGGCCGAGUGGCAGCCGGCAGGGCGUUUUCCCCGCCCCCGGCGCCCGGCCCGCCCGGAGCGCGGGGAGGUCACCUCCUCCCGUCACCUCCUCCCCCGUCGCCCGGGUCCACCCGGGCCCCCUCCUCCGGGCCGCCCCCAAACACGAACUUGGCGGGAGCCUAUAAAAGCCGGUGCCGGCGCGGCCCGCGGACACACGGUGCGGACGCCCCAGCAGCCGCCGCUAGACCCGCGCCAACUCCUGCCCUGCCCCGACCGCCGGCGCGACCAUGUCCCAUCGCUGGGGAUACGGCGAGCACAACGGACCUGAGCACUGGCAUCAGGACUUCCCCAUUGCAAAGGGAGAGCGCCAGUCCCCUGUUGACAUCGACACCAAAGCAGUCAAGCAUGACCCUUCCUUGAAGCCUCUGAGUGUUUCCUAUGAACAGGCGACUUCUCGGAGGGUCAUCAACAAUGGUCAUUCUUUCAAUGUAGAGUUUGAUGACUCCCAGGACAAAGCAGUGCUGAAAGGAGGACCCCUCGACGGCACUUACAGACUGGUUCAGUUUCACUUUCACUGGGGUUCAGCUGACGGGCAUGGUUCUGAGCAUACUGUGGAUAAAAUGAAAUAUGCUGCAGAACUUCACCUGGUUCACUGGAACACCAAAUAUGGGGAUUUUGGAAAAGCUGUGCAACAACCCGAUGGACUGGCUGUUUUGGGUAUUUUUUUGAAGAUUGGCAAUGCUAAACCAGGCCUUCAGAAAGUCCUUGACGUACUGGACUCCAUUAAAACAAAGGGCAAGAGUGCUGACUUCACUAACUUCAAUCCUCGUGGCCUUCUUCCUGAAAGCUUGCACUACUGGACCUACCCAGGCUCCCUGACCACCCCUCCCCUUCUGGAAUGUGUGACCUGGAUAGUGCUCAAGGAACCCAUCAGUGUCAGUAGUGAGCAGAUGUCAAAAUUCCGUAAACUCAGCUUCAAUGCGGAAGGUGAACCUGAAGAACCCAUGGUGGACAACUGGCGGCCGUCUCAGCCACUGCACAACAGACAAAUCAGAGCUUUCUUCAAAUAAGAUGGUCCCACAGCUGGUGUCCAAAUAAUGAAUCUGCAGGUGUUUUCCUUUAGCUAAGCACAAAUCUACCUUGGUGAUUUGGACCCUGGCUGCUUUGUGUCUGGUUUUCUAGACCCUUCGUCUCUCACCUGAUGUGCUUACUAAUAAAAUGUGAAGAGCUAGACCAACUGUCAUGCUUGACAGAACUGCUGUGAUGGGUAGUUUGUUUGUGGUAGUAGCCUUUCUGUAAUAGAGAAUAUGAUGUAAGGAAUGGGAAUAAAGUAACUUGACUUCAUUCAUUGCUUGUAGGGUGACGGCCACUCACAACUGUUCACUAAAAUCCUAUUUUUAAAACAUGGAAAAGUAGAAUGAGUGAGUGCAAAUCUGUGUCAUGAGAUACAUUGAGCUAGUUAAGGCAAAUCAGGUAAAAUAGUCAUGAUUCUAUGUAAUGUAAAUCAGAUAAGGUAAAUAUUCAUUAUUCCAAGAUGUUAUAUUAAAGAAAAACUUUUAAAAUUCUUAUAUAUUUGUAGCAAAGUUAUCUUAAAUAUAUAUUAUGUUGUAA